Nicotiana attenuata is the source of this 611-nucleotide messenger RNA. Its product is annotated as organ-specific protein S2-like. The record is from RefSeq and is a predicted model, not a curated record. NCBI's taxonomy places the organism in Eukaryota, Viridiplantae, Streptophyta, Magnoliopsida, Solanales, Solanaceae. The transcript has 2 exons. Bases 2 to 475 code for a protein of 157 amino acids.
UAUGCUUCAAGCAAAGAUCAAUAACAAUAGCUUAAGAAUCAUACAUAUUCAUAGUGAAGUGACCAUGAAAUCGCCUGUUGCUCUUAUCCUGCUCUUUUCACUUGCCCUUUACACAAGCAGCACUGAUGCAAGAAAAGACCGCGGAGAAUACUGGAGAGCUGUGAUGAAAGAUGAGCCAAUGCCUGAAGCAAUCAAACAUCUUAUGCCUCAACAUUCAGUUCCUCUCUCCAAAGAGAGAACUGAUUGUUAUACAUCAUCUUCUCUUGAAAGUGAAGCCUUUGAACCAAAGCCUAUUCUAUCUGUCUAUUACGACGAUACCAAGCUGAAAGAAGCUGAGAAAUCAUUAUUUACGAAAGAUUUCGAGCCAAGGCCUAGUGCAACUGGUUAUCAUAAAGAUGCCGCUGGUCUUAAACAAGAAAAGUCCUUUGCCGAAGAUUUUGAGCCUAGGCCAAAUGUUUCGGUGUACCAUGAUUGAUGUUUCAUAUAAUGAGUACUCUGUAUUUCCCGCUUUUAUGAAUUUACAUUUUGUAUGGCUCUUAAUAUUAAGUAACUUAUGAAAUAAAGAUUUGUAACCAUACUUGAUGGUUGUACUGAAGUUUUUCUUAACUUUA